CAAUUAGUCACGCGUGUAUCCGGCGCGGGCGCAGGUCGCGCGCUGCAUUCGCUCCAAAACCAAAUUAUCGAAACCGGCUCGAGAAAUUCGCGGAGAAAAUACCUAGUGCUGGCCGACCUCCUUAUCGUUACGUCAGCGAGACCUUUGUUGAUACAGUCAAUCGAGCUCGUUAGUGUUCCUUGGUGUAUGUUCGACUCUGUUUAACGAGAAAGUCGUUUAAUAUCAGUUUGAACACCGCUUAUAGUGUAUGUAUUCACAAGACGUGUAGGCAGAUAAUCAAACUAAGGUGGCAGAAGGAAAAAACAUUGAAAUAAACAGUGACUUCAUCACCUGUGACUGAGCGAGGUGUGAAUCAACUGGCUGUGAUAAGCGUUGCGAAUUAGAAGACAAAAAGGAUAUGAGUUCUAAGUGGAGUAAAGUGCCCUACGUGAUGUGACAGUGCCCGAGGUGUAAUAGGUUGGUGUAUUGUUUCAAAGAAACAUUUUACACUUUGAAAUCGAUCUGAACACACGAACCAAAAAUGUUGACGCAUCGAACGAUAGCGCUGUUUCUAUGCGCAAGCACAUUCGCCCUGUGUCAGGGUCAGAGGGCGGAACAGUUGCUUGCCCAGAACCCUUGCUCGAGCAAGGUGACCUGCAGCGACUGCAUCCGCACCCCAAGCUGUGCUUGGUGCUUCGCUGCGGACUUCAACGGCCCGCGGUGCUUCAACCCCGCCAUGGAAGGCCAGGACGUCGUCGGCAAAUGUGACGAGGCCUACAUCUUCAACCCAGACAGCCGACGCUCUAUAGACCCUCUCUACAACAGAGAGCUGAGUAGAGCAAAGAGCCGAAUGGGAAUCUCGUACGAGGAGUCUUCGAGUAGUAGUGCAGGUAGUUACGGCGCAGGCGCGUACGGCGGCGGUGGGGGAGCGGCCGGCGCCGGCGACAACCUCGUGCAGAUCAAACCGCAGAAGGUGCAGAUGAAGCUCAGGAUGAACGAAAUGCACAAGCUAACGUUCGCGUACUCCCAAGCACAGGACUACCCAGUAGACCUGUACUACCUCAUGGACCUUAGCAGGUCUAUGCAGAACGACAAGGAGAAGCUCAGUACUCUCGGCACGUUACUCUCUAGCACUAUGAAGAAUAUCACCUCUAACUUCAGGAUCGGUUUCGGAUCCUUCGUCGACAAACUCGUCAUGCCAUACGUGUCUACUGUGCCUAAGAAUCUCAUUUCCCCGUGUGAGGGUUGUGCAGCCCCAUAUGGUUUCCGGAAUCAAAUGUCUCUAAGCAUGGACACUGACUUUUUCAAUGAAGCAGUAGCGCGUGCAGACGUAUCAGGCAACUUGGACGCGCCGGAGGGCGGGUUCGACGCCAUCAUGCAGGCGGUGGUGUGUCGCUCCGAGAUCGGCUGGCGGGACAAGGCGCGCCGGCUGCUCGUUUUCUCCACAGACGCGGGUUUCCACUACGCUGGAGACGGCAAGCUCGGCGGCAUCGUACAACCCAACGACGGCGAGUGCCACAUGCAGGACAACUCGUACACACACUCCACCAUACAGGACUACCCUAGCAUCUCGCAGAUCAAUCUCAAGGUAAAGAAGAAUGCGAUCAAUGUGAUCUUCGCGGUGACGGCGGAGCAGAUCAGCGUGUACGAGCAGCUGAGCAAGCACAUCGAGGGCUCCUCCAGCGGGAUACUCAGCAACGACUCCGGCAACGUCGUCGACCUCGUGCGCGACCAGUACAAUAAAAUUACGUCAACAGUGGAAAUGAAAGAUACAGCCAGCGACGCCGUGCAAAUAGUGUAUUACUCAUCCUGUCUCGGGCCCAAGGACAGCAUCAUGCAGACCAACAAGUGCGAUGGACUCAAGGUCGGCGAUGUAGUAGAGUUCACAGCGGAGAUAACUCUGAAGGAGUGCCCGAAGGACCCGCGCCAGUGGAAGCAGAUCUUCGAGAUCUCGCCCGUCGGCGUCUCGGAGAAUAUGACCGUCGAACUCGAGAUGAUCUGCGACUGCCCCUGUGAACACCCUGGGCACCACGCUUACAACGACAGUCCCUUAGUCUGUAACGGGCAGGGUAUCUCAGCGUGCGGUGUUUGCGUGUGCAACCCCGGGCGCUUCGGUAAGGCGUGCGAGUGCUCGGCGCACGGCGGAGUCUCCAUCGAACAAGAACGCGGCUGCCGCCCCACCAACGCCAGCUCCGGCCCGCUCUGCUCCAACCGUGGUACCUGCAUAUGCGGCGUCUGCGAAUGCCACAAAAUGGAAGAUCUCUCCAAGGUGAUCUCGGGUCCUUUCUGCGAGUGCGACAACUUCACGUGCGACAUGAACAAGGGGCUGCUGUGCUCCGGUCCUGACCACGGCGAGUGCGUCUGCGGCAAGUGUAGUUGCAGGCCCGAGUACACCGGGCCCGCCUGCCAGUGCCUCAAGGACACCACGCCGUGUCGGUCGCCUGAAAAUGGCGAGAUAUGCAGCGGUAACGGAAAGUGUGUGUGCGGCCAGUGCGUGUGCAAUGUGGACGACGAGAGACAUUACUCCGGAAAAUUCUGCGAGAAGUGCCCCACGUGUCCCGGGCGCUGCCAGGAGUUCAAGGACUGCGUGUUGUGCGAGGUGCACGCGCGCGGGCCCAUGUUUAACCCGGACGCCACGCCACACUGCGGGAACUGCACGCUGUUCCCCACCGUCGAGGAGGGCAAGAUUGAAGCGAACGAAUCCCGAAACGAGCAUCUAUGCAGCUUCUACGACGACGAGGACUGCCUGUACGUGUUCGUGUACUCGUACAACGAGACGCAACACUUGGUCGUGCGCGCGCAGAAGGAACGCGAGUGCCCUAGAAAGGUGUUCAUCCUGGGCAUCGUGCUGGGCGUGAUCGCGGCGAUCGUGCUUGUGGGCUUGGCGUUACUGAUGCUGUGGAAGAUGGUCACCACCAUCCACGACCGCCGCGAGUUCGCGCGUUUCGAGAAGGAGCGCAUGAUGGCCAAGUGGGACACGGGCGAGAAUCCGAUUUACAAGCAAGCGACAUCGACAUUCAAGAACCCCACUUACGCUGGAAAAUAAGGAUCUGCCACCACUUUGUGAGUGUCAUCUCACGCAGAAAGAUAGUGAACUUCAGUCAUCGUAGCGACACAGCGCAUUUAUACAACGCUAUCAGUAUUUGCUAAAAUUACGUAAUUUGUAGAAUUUUUCAACUGAACGAUAAAAGUAGGUGUAUCUACAUUUAAGUCGACUCGACUUUAGACGAUUUGCCUUCCAUAAAGUUUGUAUUGAUAAUUUUAAAUGCUGCCUUAAAUUGUGCCUUUUGAAUUUUACUGGAAAAUAUUAUACGCACAAAAAUAUAAUGAUGUUGCGGAUUUUGAUUCUGUAUUGAAUACAAUAAGGUUCUAAUCUCAGAUAGUUCUGUGUUGUACGCUUUUUGUACUUAUGUGAGUGUGUGUCGUAUGUACUUAUGUGUAUGUGUAGACGGGUGUCAUCGGACGUAGCAUAGCGUAACUCACUGAAUUAGGGAGAAUAACACUUUUACACCUUCGUUUAGAAUAAAAUGUGGAAUCUAGUCUACAAAAGAUAUUUUCGAUUGUCAAUCAAAAAAAAAGUUAUUGUGUGAACAGAGUUCGUCUUCACUUCAGAAAGUACAUAUUAAUAACGAAAUUAAACGCUAUGGUACGCCCGAUCUGCGAAUUAGAACAAUUUAGUGUUUGUUAUUAGAGUUAUGUCGUAGAAUUAAAAAGGGAAACCUAAGGAGUGUACGAACUAAUUGCGAUACUAAUUAUACAAGUUUCUUUCAAAACUGUCUAAUGAACUGAAAAUUUAAAUCGUAUUUAAAAAGGAAAAACUCGAGCUAAUGUCUAAAAGCAGCAACAAUACAAAACGAUAUUCCUAAAAUUGUGCAUCUUUAAGAAAUAUUCAAGAACCAUUGGUGUUGUGUGUUGGUAAGUUGUAAGAAGUAGGUAUACUGAAACUAUUUAGAUUUUUACAAAGAUUUCACUGCCAACAUAAUGUACUCCCGAAGUACAUGAGAUAGUAAUAAAGUUGUAUUUUGGGUGUUACUGCUUCCGACGUGGUCUGGUGCCUUAUAUAAAAUAAAGUAACGACUAGUGCCAUUACUAAUAAUAACAUAAAAGUAUAAAUCUAGUUUAUUAUUUAUUUGAUAUGGAAUUUUUAAUACGGAAUAAGUUUAAUUUUAUCUAUAUGUUUUAAGUGAUGACUUUUGUGUAAGUUUCUUGUGUUUUAUACAUGAAAUUAUGCAUUUCGAAGGUUUUUAUGACCUGUACAAGUACACAAUAUUUGUCAAUAAUCAAUUUUAUAAAUAUAUACAUUUCUUUCUCAAAUAAAACUUACCUUAUACCUAUAUGUAUAGUUAUUUCGUGCAGAAAACGUUAAUAUUCUUCACUGUCAUUUAUAGAUUAUCUAAAGGGUUAUGUUAUAUAGGUACUGGUAGGUAUGUUUUAUUUUGAGAAACAUUGCUUCCGUAAAUGUUCGACAUUUUUAUUGUAAAUAUGUUAAUUUUGAUAUACCGGGAUUUAUUUUAUACACUCGUGGUCUCUAAUUAUAGCUAAUAAAUUUUAACGCUAAUUAAA
Molecule: messenger RNA, 4542 nt
Organism: Pectinophora gossypiella (pink bollworm)
Lineage: Eukaryota; Metazoa; Arthropoda; Insecta; Lepidoptera; Gelechiidae
Gene: mys
Product: integrin beta-PS
Exons: 17
Coding region: 521-3025 (834 amino acids)
Biological process (GO): integrin-mediated signaling pathway; cell-matrix adhesion; cell migration
Cellular component (GO): integrin complex; focal adhesion; cell surface
Molecular function (GO): integrin binding
Source: RefSeq, a predicted model, not a curated record